CGUCGGCUCCGUGCUAGGCUGAGACGGGAGGGUCCUCGGCUAAAGCCCAAAGCAGAUCAAAGUGUUGGGACUCGCGUCGUGGCCGCGGAGACUAAAAGGAGGACUCCGGAUCCGGCUCGGCGCUCGCCCUCGCUCGCCAUGGAGAAGACCGAGCUGAUCCAGAAGGCCAAGCUGGCCGAGCAGGCCGAGCGCUACGACGACAUGGCCACCUGCAUGAAAGCCGUGACGGAGCAGGGCGCCGAGCUGUCCAACGAGGAGCGCAACCUGCUGUCGGUGGCCUACAAGAACGUGGUCGGGGGCCGCAGGUCCGCCUGGAGGGUCAUCUCGAGCAUUGAGCAGAAGACCGACACUUCUGACAAGAAGUUGCAGCUGAUCAAGGACUAUCGGGAGAAAGUGGAGUCGGAGCUGAGGUCCAUCUGCACCACGGUCCUGGAAUUGUUGGAUAAGUAUUUAAUAGCCAAUGCAACUAAUCCAGAGAGUAAGGUCUUCUAUCUGAAAAUGAAGGGAGAUUAUUUCCGGUAUCUUGCUGAAGUAGCUUGUGGCGAUGAUCGAAAACAAACGAUAGAAAAUUCCCAAGGAGCCUACCAAGAGGCAUUUGAUAUAAGCAAGAAAGAGAUGCAGCCUACGCAUCCAAUCCGCCUGGGGCUGGCUUUUGAUGAGGCCAUCGCAGAACUUGAUACACUGAACGAAGACUCGUACAAAGACAGCACCCUCAUCAUGCAGUUGCUUAGAGACAACUUAACAUUAUGGACAUCGGACAGUGCAGGAGAAGAAUGUGAUGCAGCAGAGGGGGCUGAAAACUAAAGGCCUCCAGGGAACCAACCUCCUUCCCCUCAAAACCUUUUUACAUCUCCAUUCCUUAUUCCACUUGGAUUUCCUCUAGCAAGGAAGCCCAUUCAUGUGUAUGGGAUCAACUGUUUAUAGUCUUUUCACACUGCAGCUUUGGGAAAACUCCAUCCCUUGGUUUGUGUUGUCUCCGCCUUCCUGGUGUGCAGUUACUGCUGUAGAAAAGUAUCAAUAGCUUCAUUUCAUAUAAACACGAGUAACUUCCAGACACUUGUGUAGAGGAGUGACAGCACAUUUGGUAUUUAAGUAAUCUGAACCAGUUCUGCAAGUGACUGUGUUUUGUAUUACUGUGAAGAUAUGGAAAAUGUAGUGCAUUACAAUUUAAAGUAAUUGUAUAACAACUUCUUGAUUUCUACAUUCCUUUUCUGAACCUUCUUGGGGGUUUUCUUUCAGAAGCAACUUUUCCAUGCUCUUAUUAACAAAUUCCUUUUUAGUAGGAAUCCAGAAGUGUUAGAUUGAAUGGGAAAGCGCUUAAUGCAUCGGGCUUGGGGUCACAGAUUGAAAUGUCUCCUGUGUCACAUAUUCUAGAGGUUACAUCUGUCUGUGACAACAGGGAAUUUCCUUAUGCAUUCUUCAUUUGCUGCUGUUUAAGUUGAAAACUUCCUUCCCAAUAAAAAUUCACUUACACCUCCUGCCUUCGUAGCUCUGGUAUUCACUUUACCUUGUGAUAGAAGUAGCAUGUUGCUGCCAGAAUACAAGCAUUGCUUUGGGCAAAUUUAAAUGCAUGUCCUUUCUUAAUAUACUAGAAAGGAGAAAUAAAGUACACAAGUCCAAGUCUAAACUUUAGUACUUUUCCAUGCAGAUUUGUGCACAUGUGAGAGGGUAUCCGGUUUGUCCAGUGACUGUUCUUUAGAGAGUUGGACCACUAUAUUGUGUGUUUGCUAAUCAUUGACUGUAGUCCCAAAAAAGCCUUGUGAAAAUGUUAUGCCCUAUGUAACAGCAGAGUAACAUAAUAAAACUACAUUUUAUAAAACCAUUUAUUAUGGCUUUGUAACAAUUGCAUACCCGUAUUUUAAGGAACAGAUGAAUUUACUACUUUUUGACAUUUUUUGAUAUUUCUCUUUAUGUAACAUGUAGUGGUGAUACCCGUAUUUCUGCAUUGUGGUACACUUGUCUAAGGUUCCAGGCACUAAAAAUUGGACUAUAUUUCUCCAGAUAGCCUCAUGGGUCAUCUUCCUCAGAUGUAAUGAUAAUCUGGUUAGGUGUCAUAUGAAAUAAAGUGAUGUGAUGAUGA
This is a messenger RNA of Mus pahari (shrew mouse), 2080 nucleotides long. RefSeq names its product tyrosine 3-monooxygenase/tryptophan 5-monooxygenase activation protein theta (gene Ywhaq). Gene Ontology annotation, cellular component: cytoplasm. The coding region runs from base 139 to 804 and encodes 221 amino acids. NCBI's taxonomy places the organism in Eukaryota, Metazoa, Chordata, Mammalia, Rodentia, Muridae. The transcript has 6 exons. The record is from RefSeq and is a predicted model, not a curated record. Gene Ontology annotation, biological process: signal transduction.